CUCUAUUGGUAAAUUGAUUGUGAAAAAAUUAACAAUUGUCAGCUUUACAGAUAACGUCACUUUACAUUUAUUUUAAGCAAUUUUCACAUUUUUAAUCCAUGCUUUAAUGACUUGUAAGGUCAUCUUACUUAUAUUUUUUAAUCGUGUUUACAUUUACCGUAUUAAAUCAUGUCUUUUAUUAAAAGUGAUGAAGUCAAUUAUCUUAUUUAUCGAUACCUUCAGGAAUCUGGUUUCAUACAUUCCGCCUUCAUCUUUGCAAAUGAAUCACAGGUUACCUCGACCAGUAUCAAUGGCUCACUUGUUCCAGCAGCAGCUUUAUUGAAUUUAAUUCAAAAAGGAUUACAUUAUAUUGAAGCAGAAAUUGGAAUUGGUGAAGAUGAUAAUCAAAAGAAUAUUGUUCAACUUUCUCUUAUUGAUGCAGUUUUACCCGACAUUGUCCCUCAAAGACAGCGACAACUAGCCAAUGCAAAUAAUAAUAGUUCAUCCGUCAUCUGUUAUGUGUCUAAUAAUAAUUCAUCCAAUAACAAUUCUUCAAUUGUUGCAAGUGAACCCACUCAAUCUGGACCAUCAGUGUGCCCCGUUUCAAAGUCGACACCCGAAGUGAUAAAGACUAAUAAUCAUACACCUAAGAGUUCAUCUAUUAACAAUUCGUCUAAUGUUUUAGUUAACAAUGUACCUAAAAAUUUAUUUAAUAGUUCAGCGAGUAGUUCAAAACUAGAUCAUAAUAACAAUUCAUCUAGCUAUAAUUUACGUAGCAAUGGUUCAUCUAACAACAAUACAUUGAAUAAUAGUUCAUUUAAUAAUAAUUCAUCUAAAAAUGGUGCAUCUGGUAACAAUUUGCAGUCCUUCGUUUCAAAGCCAACACCAGAAGUGAUUAAAACUGAAUCCAAUGGUCGAAAAGAUUCAUCUUCAUUUUUAGUUCCCACUUCAGCUUCAUCAGUUAAUCAACAAAUACCUCCGACAUUAUCAUCUUCAAACUCAUCUAACGCACCCCAACCUAUGGACACUACUCCAAGUUCAGCACCAACUUCAGGAAAUUCACAUAUUCAACCUAGAACCGGUAUUUUGCCCGAAGAGACAUUAAAUAAUGGAAAUGGCCCAAUUGAAAUUCCUGAUUCAAGAGUUAAAGUAUUGAGAGGUCAUGAAAAAGACGUCUUCAGCUGUGCAUGGCACCCAUCUUCAGAUACAUUAGCAUCAGCUUCAGGUGAUAGUACAGCCAGAAUCUGGAAUCUAAAUCAACAGUCAGAUUUUGAAGCGAAUCAGAUAGUAUUUAGACAUUAUAUUAAAAGAAAUGGCGUUAAAAGUCCAUCGCAUGGAGAUAUAACAUCACUAGAAUGGAAUCCCGAUGGUAAAUUACUGGCAACAGGUUCGCAUGAUUAUAUUGCCCGAAUAUGGAAUGUUGAGAAUCAACUAGUUCAUGAGCUAAAUGGUCACAGGGCACCCGUUUUGUCUGUCAAGUGGAAUGAGAAAGGAAGUUACCUUUUAACAGCUAGUGAGGAUAAAACAACUAUUGUUUGGAGUGCUACGACUGGUAAAGCCGUUCAAUAUUACAAAUGUCAUACUAAAUCAGUAUUAGAAAUAGAUUGGAGAUCAAAUUCAUCAUUUGCUUCUUGCUCCUCCGAUAAAACCAUUCAGAUACUAAAAGUAGGAGAGCCUUACCCUACUAAAACAUUCAAGGGUCAUACAGAGGACGUAAAUUCGAUAAAAUGGGAUCCUCAUAAAACUUUUUUGGCUUCUUGUUCAGACGAUCAGACAGUAAAAAUUUGGACAACUAAACAACCAAGCUUUGUUAAAAAUUUUCGUGGGCAUGAGGCUUCAAUUUUCACCGUGAAAUGGUCACCUACUACAGCUAACAUAGCCAGUGGCUCUUUCGAUCACACUGUCCGUUUAUGGGAACUUGAAAGAGGGUUGUGUUUACAUACUUUACAUAAACACACCGAGCCUAUUUAUUCAAUUGCAUUCUCUCCUGAUGGUAAACUUAUAGCAUCAGGAGCACACGACAGUCAUGUAUAUAUAUGGUGUACUAACAGUGGUCAAUUAGUUAAUUCUUUUGAAGCAACUGAUGGAGUUUUCGAAGUGUGCUGGAAUAAAAGCGGUGAUAAACUUGGAGUAGCAGAAAGUCGUGGAAAUGUUUACGUAUUGGAUAUGCGAAGAUGAUGACAAGAAUAAUCCUUUUUUUCAUUUUAGAUCAUCUUAUUAGCUUCUGUGAUAAUUUGCUCAACAAUUGUGUUUUUAUUUAAGCCAAAGAGUUCAAUCUUGCAAUAUUCUAUAUCAGUAAUUUGUAUUCACGGAGAAAAAUGUAAAAUCUUAAUCUGGUUGUCAGCACAGCUAUCAAAACAAUCUUCAAAUUUUAAAAUACUCAUUCUUUUUCACAACUUUUCAAUUGUAAACAAUAUUUUUAAUCGCUUUUUCAGCGCGGUUAUUAAAUUUUCUGUUCGCAUAAAACCAGUCAUCAUUCAAAGAGCAUCAUUCAUACACAACAAUGUAAAUUCUUAAAUAUUAUUUAAAUAAUUUUUCUACUUUUAUUAAUAUACAAAAUCCAAAGCAAUUUAUAAUAUUUUAUAACGACAUUAAAGCGAAAUUACAUCAAUUU
Tetranychus urticae (two-spotted spider mite) is the source of this 2593-nucleotide messenger RNA. RefSeq names its product F-box-like/WD repeat-containing protein TBL1X. Gene Ontology annotation, biological process: regulation of transcription by RNA polymerase II. The record is from RefSeq and is a predicted model, not a curated record. Gene Ontology annotation, molecular function: protein binding; transcription corepressor activity. Gene Ontology annotation, cellular component: histone deacetylase complex. NCBI's taxonomy places the organism in Eukaryota, Metazoa, Arthropoda, Arachnida, Trombidiformes, Tetranychidae.